Messenger RNA from Lolium rigidum, 892 nucleotides. RefSeq lists its product as uncharacterized. Bases 124 to 441 code for a protein of 105 amino acids. NCBI's taxonomy places the organism in Eukaryota, Viridiplantae, Streptophyta, Magnoliopsida, Poales, Poaceae. The record is from RefSeq and is a predicted model, not a curated record. The transcript has 3 exons.
AGCACGCAGCAAGUAACCGCAACACGUUACACUUCCACGCUAGCUCCACGGCAGGCUCCAAAGUCCAUACCCAUCAGCCUCAAACGAACGACCUCGAGCCCGCGACCGACCGACGCCUCCGCCAUGGCGGGAAGGCUGGUGUCCAUGCUCCGGUGGCCGCCGGACCUCGGCGGGCUGCCCAGCCAGCUGUCCGCGCUGCUGCCUUCGUCGCCGCCGAUACCGUCGCCGUCGUCGUCCUACUACGCGUUCCUCCAGGAGCGGCUGCAGUGGGACUGGGGCCCGGAGCAGCUCGGCGCGGCGGUGCGGCGGUGGCCCGAGCUGGUGCCGGACGUGCCCUUCGUCGUCGACGCCGUGCUCUGGGGCUUCAUCACCGCCGUCGAGUCCGUCGCGCUCGUCUCCAUGAUGUGCUGCUUCUUCCUCUUCUGCGGCUGCACGCUGUGAGAGCCCGCACGAGCAAGACGGAGCGUCGGAGGAUGCCAUGCCACUAAGAUAGUAUACUAGGUCAUACUUCACCGUGUGGCGUUCAUGCCAGCGGCGCCACGUGGAAGGCAUGUGUGGUGCCUAACAGGGGGAAGCUGGAGCUGCAGUCGUUGAGAUACGAUGAUUUGAGCGCGAUAGCCGUGAUAAGGCCAAGGCUGCAAAAGAGCAAAUGGGAAGAGCUGGAGAAAUGGAACGACGAGUUCGGUUCAAGCUGAUAGCGAGAACGCCUACCCCAUUGUUCGUCAAACAGAUUCAGUUUGGCGUGUAUUUGAUUUGCUCGCGGUAAUUAGUUUCAUGCAAGUGGCCGGUCACACAAACAUGGCCAUCCAAGCAUCCAAAGCAUGUAGCAAUAUGUAAAUGUUGUGUACAAGGGAAAUCGACGGCUCUUAGUCGUUCUGGUCUGGCAAAAUUA